AUGAUAAUUUCUCCGCUCUCAAAGACAUCAAAAGUCAUUCGAUGGUCGUGUAAGUUGGCCAGGCCUCCACCACGAAUUGGACAUUUUGGUCGCCCUUUGGUUAUCACAACGUCAUCCGAUAACAUUGAAGACAUCACUAUAAGAAGAAGGCGUCGAGAAAUCAACGAAGACAUACUCGAUGAAGAAGCCGCUAAUGAGAUAUUCGGUAGUGAAAGAAGAAAAGCACCACAAUAUCAACAUAUUGGUCCACCAGCACCCCCUGAUCCGUCCUUCUAUAGAAAACAAAUGUUAGUGUUGGCAACAAAACAAGCGUUCGAAACCCAAUCAGGACCAGCUCUAUUCGAAAGAGGAAGUCGUGCACUGCCUCCAACAACGAAUGUCGUUCCGUAUGACAUUAGCGUUGAUCCCAACUAUCCUGUACAGGCUCCUCGUGCACGAGCAUUAGCAGAUGAAUUCACUCAAAAUCAGGUUGACGAGGAAUUUCGGACAGGUUAUCGAUGGAGAUCGAAUCCUGCACGAACCUUAACACUCUACCAAAGCACCGGAAUCAAUCAGAAUUGGCGGCGUAGCCCCAUUCGCAGCGGUCAACAGUCAUACGGAUUCUUCCCAAGCCGGUCCUAUGCCGGAUCCCAUUCUCCGUACGGUAUAGCACAGUGCAGCACUGCUUCACCCGAUCCGAAAACUCGAGAAAAAUAA
Haemonchus placei is the source of this 696-nucleotide messenger RNA. NCBI's taxonomy places the organism in Eukaryota, Metazoa, Nematoda, Chromadorea, Rhabditida, Trichostrongylidae. The record is from the annotation of a GenBank genome assembly.